AUUGAAAUGCUGCCAGUGGUGGAAUGUUUCCUUUGUAUGCCCGGAGUCAAUUUAAUGAUUUAUGUUUGCAAUUUGUGUUGGGUUUGUUUUGUAAAAGGAGUUGGGGUCCCUUGUUUAGUGUAUGGUGCUGUGGCCUAUUUGGUCGGAAAGGAACAAUAAUGUGUUUAGAGGGGGUCAGUGGAAUGCGGAAAGAGUAUUUGAGUUUAUUCAGAUUAAGUCUUUUAACUGGAUCAAAAGGGAAAACGGAGGGAUUAGCUUUUACUUUAAGAACGGAUGCCAGGGAUCAGAGAGGACAGGUAGAGAGUACAGAAUAGGACAACGGAAGCCAUCUUCUGGCUAUGGAAAAGGAGUACUUGAACAGGCAACCCCAUUUUUUGUCACAAAAUUCCAAGAUGAAUGGGAAAUGGGUGAGAUGUGGAAAGCUUUUGUCAAGGAUACUAGAGCAGCAGAGCUGCAGUUAAACCAGAUCAGGAUUGGCCAGCGCACAUUGGAAGCAAAUCUUGCAAGAUUUUCCAUGGAGGACACAACAAGGAAGUCGGAGAAUCUGGUGGUGUCCAAAUCACCAAAUGGGAACAGAUAUAAAAAGGGCUUAGUGCAAGGAAAUGUUGCUUCCUCAAAAGAGGAAGGAAAUCAUAGUGAAGAAGAAUGGGACAUGCAGGCUUCUUGUGCAACUAUGGAGAUAGAAGCUGAAAUUGAGGCUAACCAAGUGGCUUUGUUAGCUUCCAACCGAAGUAGAGUUGACUACAGCAAAAAUUGGAUAAUUGACUCUGGAGCUACUAGUCACAUGACAGGAGAUGAGGACAAGGUGAAAAAUGUUUUCCAUGUAUCUAGGAUGAUAAAGAAUUUGUUGUCUAUGUCACAACUUAUAGCUCUCGGAAAUUAUGUGGUGUUUAGACCGAAGGAUGUGAAGGUGUAUCAACAACUAAAGAUUGAAGGCACGCCCAUCAUGAAAGGAGAAAAGUGGGACUUUGUUUAUGUAAUGUUUGCUGAAACAGCAUAUGUGGGCAAGACUAGCAAGAAUGAUACUUUUGACUUGUGGCAUGCACGUCUUGGGCAUAUUAGCUAUCUUAGAUUGCAGGUGAUGAUGAAUAAAUCUAUGAUGAAAGGCCUACCUAAGCUAGAAUUGCACAAAGAUGUUGUUUGUGCUAGUUGUCAAUAUGGGAAAGCACAUCAACUUCCAUAUCAGGAUUCCAAGUUCAAGGCCAAGGAACCACUACAGCUAGUGCACUUAGAUGUUUUUGGUAAAGUCAAACUAUCAUCAAUUGGUGGAGCACAUUACAUGGUGACAUUUAUUGAUGACUACUUAAGGACCAAGUUUGAUAAGAAAGCAGUCAGAUGUAGAUGCAUUUUUCUUGGCUAUGAUGACCAAAGGAAAGGAUGGAGAUGCUGUGACCCAAAUACUAGGCGUUGGUAUGUUUCUAGAAAUGUUGUGUUUGAUGAAGCAUCUUUUUGGCGGUCUCCACAAGAGGUUGUGUUGCCUGAUUCCAAGGAAUUGGAAGAAGAGGUACAAGAAAAGCUUGGAGAAGAUACUUGUAGGCUAUUGGAUACUCAAGAAGUUGUAGAGAAGGAAAAGGAGAUACCUCUUGAAAGAACAGUGAAUCCAUGGCAAACAGGACUAAGACGCUUCACUCGAGAGCUAAAGCCAAAUCCUAUGUAUGCUAAUAUUGCUCUUAUUGAAGCAAGUCCAAUAACAGAACCGAAAAACUAUGAGGAAGCUGCACAAAGCGUUGAAUGGAGAAAAGCACUAGAAAAGGAGAUAAAGGCUUUAAUGCCAAACCAGACUUGGGAAUUGGUACCCAAGCCAAAUGAUGUGAAGCUAGUAUCUUGCAAAUGGGUCUACAAGGUUAAGACUCGGCUAGACAAGAAGAUAGAGAGAUAUAAGGCUAGACUUGUUGCUCGAGGGUUCUCCUAACAAUACGGGAUAGACUAUGAUGAAACUUUUAGUUUGGUGGCUAAGAUUACAACUGUUAGAGUACUACUUGCUCUAGCUACAAGCAAAUCAUGGAAGCUGUGGCAAAUGGAUGUGAAGAAUGCAUUUUUGCUUGGAAAAAUUGACAAAGAGAUUUAUAUGGAGCAACCAUGUGGAUUUGAAGAUAAUAGGCAUCCAGAGUAUGUCUGCAAAUUAAAUAGGGUGUUGUAUG
This is a messenger RNA of Rubroshorea leprosula, 2141 nucleotides long. Lineage: Eukaryota; Viridiplantae; Streptophyta; Magnoliopsida; Malvales; Dipterocarpaceae. The record is from the annotation of a GenBank genome assembly.